AUGAUUCAAUUCAUGGACGAGAUUAUUUUCUUCACGGUUGCCCCAGGGAACUGGGCAGCGACUGAUUUUUACAAGGUUAUUGUACCCAGUGUGAUUCUCAUCUGGUUUCUCAUAUUUCAAGAUUCCAGCUCGAGUUUUUGGAAUUUAUUUUUCCGGGCUGGUAUUUUCUUGCUUCAAGCCAUCUUUUCUGCGAGUAAGAAAGCUUGUGAUGCUUUCAGUGAUGAAGGGGAGUUGUGUGAGGAGGAAUGUGUAGAAGUAAUGAUGGGAAGAUUGAUGAUUUUCGGGGAGGUUAAGGAGAAGGUGGGGAGGUCGGACGAGGUUUUGCAUUUGUUUGAGGAGAGUGAGCCGAGUGUGGCGGAGAUUAAGGAAGCUUUCGACGUGUUUGAUGAGAAUGGCGAUGGGUUCAUAGACGAAAAGGAGGUGGAGAGGAUCCUAUGCAGAAUGGGUUUCUCGGAGGUUUCGCAGGAGGAUUGUAGGAAGAUGAUCAUGGCUUAUGAUGACAACAAAGAUGGGAAGAUUGAUUUUCGUGAGUUCUUGAAGCUAAUGGAGCACAGUUUUGGAUAG
Molecule: messenger RNA, 564 nt
Organism: Ipomoea triloba (trilobed morning glory)
Lineage: Eukaryota; Viridiplantae; Streptophyta; Magnoliopsida; Solanales; Convolvulaceae
Product: probable calcium-binding protein CML47
Exons: 1
Coding region: 1-564 (187 amino acids)
Molecular function (GO): calcium ion binding
Source: RefSeq, a predicted model, not a curated record